Molecule: messenger RNA, 2235 nt
Organism: Caenorhabditis auriculariae
Lineage: Eukaryota; Metazoa; Nematoda; Chromadorea; Rhabditida; Rhabditidae
Source: the annotation of a GenBank genome assembly
AUGUCCACCAGAACCGCCUUACCUGCGGACCCGUCGUCGCAGACCGGCGCCCUCGACACGUCCAGUCUCAACCCUGCAGAUCCUUCAACUCGUACCGCCGUUCUCGGCGAACCCCUUCCCGAGUCGGUCAACUCGAUGGCUCCGACUCAGAUCGAUGGAGCCGACGUCAACGAGGUACACAUUGAGCGUGAAAUUUUUUUAAGAUUUUCAACCAGGAAACUCACAUUACAAAUCUUUUUGUAAGCUAAAAAUCUUUUCAAAUGAUAACCAAAUGCGCGAAAUUAUAGAUUCGAAUUAUGCUUUUGUAAAGUUUUGAUUAGUUAACAUGUGACCUAGCAACGUGGUGUAGCGGCUAGCAAGGUUGACUGCGAAGCAUAUGUUGAAGGUUCGACUCCGCAUGACGCUAACUUUUUCGCCGAGCUUUUUAGAAAAUUUGUCAUGGCUUGACAAAAAGUGUUCCAAAGAUGUCUGUCAGUCAAAAGAACUGCCCUUUUUUCAGCCGAUCCGCAAGCUGCAGGCGUACCAAGGCGAGCUCCUCCAGCUCUCCGAGGGCAUCCGUCAGCGACUGGCCACCAUCCAGGAGACGGCUCCUCGUUAUCUUCAAGACAUUCAGACGCAGAUUCAACCCAAAGCUGAUGCUCUCAUGGACGCCGUCAAGGACACGGUGUGACUUCUUGAAGGACAUGGGCGCCUAUGAUGGAAAUUCAUGUUUUGAAUCUAAAUAUCCACUUUUAACUAUUUGAAACUUGCUGGUUGUCGAGAAAAAUGGCCAAAUAGUCGGUCAAAGACGAUUUUUUCUUCGAAAAAGACAUUGAACUAAAUUAAAGACAACAAUCCGCUUUGAGACCUUUCUUUUCUGCCUUUUCUAAGGAGUAAAAACCCUAUAGAGGCCACCUAAAUAUUAAUUCUCUAGAGAUCAGUAUUUUGUCCCAUACAGGGGUUGUUUUUCCCUUCUAGGAUCGACUCUGGCCUUCCUAAGUUUCAUACUUUUGAAGUCUGUUAUUUCAGUCUGAGGUUGAAAUUCCCCGAGGCGUCGUCCUGAGGACGUUCAGCUUCGGCGCGGUGAUGCUCGCCGCGGCGGCGUUUGGCAGCAUCGCCAGCGGGUAUCUGCUCGCCCCGGUCCUGUCCAUCUUCCUCGGACGCUUCGCCGCCGGUCUGCUGGCUCUCGUCGCUGUCCCCAUCUACAGUUAUACCACCAUCAAGAAGGUUUGUUUGACUGAAGAAGUUCUGAUUCAGAAGGCUUUGAACCCUCGUUCGGCAGCAUUCAGUUAGGGUGCGGAUUUAUGGAUUGAAAAAGGGUUUUUUUUUGCGAACAUAACUGAGGUCUAAUAAAUACCCUCGGUGAUGUAAAACUUCAAUCUCAUUUAUAUAUUACACGUUGAGAAUAUCUUGAAGAUUUCUUCCUUUUGAAUGAUUUUGAAGAAUUAACAUUUUCCAGCUCCACGACGGCGGAGCAGCGCCUAACGAGCUGAACAACGCGCUGUUGUUGGUCAGCGCCGGCCAUGGCGCCCUGGUCGGCUACGCGCUCAGCUACUCGUACGUCUACGCGUCGCCCCUGCUGCCACUGACCUCGCUGAUCGUGUCGGUGGCCUUGCCCUUGGCCCUGCCCACCAUCGGAAACCACCGUCCGUCGGUUCUGGCCGUCGGCCUCGGCGCUUCGCUUCUGGCGCAUUUCCUGCUCGGCGCCGUCUUCGGACCCUUCAGCCUCGCCUACAUCACCCUCGCCGGCCUCUACACGGCCGUCGCCGGCGUCGUCUUGCAGUUCAUCAUCAAGGUUUGACCGAAAAAAAAACUGUUUCUGGGCUCUUUCCAAAAAUCAUUUUUGACGAGGAAGGUCAUUUAACUUUGCUGCUGGGAAUGCCCUGAAAAUUGGCCAGAAUAACGUUUCAAAGCCCCGAAUACCUCAGGGUUAAGAGUAUGAUCUAAAAUCAGACUGAGAACGACUCUUCGCCCUCGAAACUUUGAAGCCGAAAUUUUAGUUUGAAAGUUUCAAGUAGCUCAUAACACAAAAUUUCAGCAUUUUUAUAGGCGUUCGGAGCACUUUCAAAUUCUGAAUUAUUCACAAAAAAAUAAAUAGUUUUGAGAAGAGGAAAAUGAAAGCAAAAAAUGAAGUUUAUGAUUCAGGAGCCGACGCUGCCCCUCUGGACGUACCAACUUGGUCUGGUUGGCGCCACCCUGGCCGUCAAAUUGGCCUUCUUCGCCGUUUUCUCUUCGGAUCAUGCAGUUUCUCCAUAG